UCAGUGAUCCGUGGCUGUCAGUAGAACGACAAUCGCUACCGGUAAAGUACUUCCGCGAUGGUUAUGUCCCGCAGUUGUAUAAAACGAAGCAUCGAUCCAUCAAUUCGAUACAGUUUGCCUUCAGCGCUUCAAUCGUCAAAACCCACCAACACUCAAAAUGAAAGCCAUUUUCGCCCUGGUCAUCGCAUCCUUGGCUGUUGCAGCCCACGGAUCGUAUCUUCCUGCUACCACCGCCGUCGUCACCGGUGCUGCUGCCGCCUGGCCCUACAACGCUGGAUGGAACUCGUGGAACGGAUGGAAUGACUGGAAUAACUGGAACGGCCUCUAUAACCAGCACCAUGGAUUGGUGGGCUACCCAUAUGCUCAGGAUUGGUCGCCAGCUCAUGGUCUGUAUGGACACAAGACCGUUGUCCAGGCGAACCAUGGAGGUCAUGCUUCCUAUCCGUGGGGUCUGCCAUGGGGAAGCUACGGAGCUGGAUACGCUGGAAACUACGGAUGGGGCAAGAAGGUGGUGUACUGAAUUCAAGAGAUAAUGAUGAAAUAAAGGAUUUGGCCGUUUAGCAAUU
This is a messenger RNA of Aedes albopictus (Asian tiger mosquito), 566 nucleotides long. RefSeq lists its product as uncharacterized. The coding region runs from base 158 to 520 and encodes 120 amino acids. Lineage: Eukaryota; Metazoa; Arthropoda; Insecta; Diptera; Culicidae. The transcript has a single exon. The record is from RefSeq and is a predicted model, not a curated record.